AUGUCCCUUGCGCUCGACACAACCACGCGCCUCGAAGGUCGGAACACACCGGAAGGCAUUCUUUAUACUGGCGGAAGGGAUGGACUAAUCAUAUCAUGGGAUUUGGGACUUCCGUUCAGGCGGAGACAUGAUGGCAGGUACCGCAGAGACCCGUUAGACAGAUGGGAAAUGUUGACAGGAAUGGGAGAUGAAACACUCGCUGAAGAGGCUGAGGAAGAUGAACGACGAGAUGGUGAUGUGCUAGGAGAUGUAAAGGAGAGUGGAGGACGAAAGCGAAGAGGCAGCACAACGGACCAGUUACCGUACGAACUUCAGUGGCAGUUGGACACCGAUGCGUUGAUAUCAGGAUCGCCUUCUAGCUUCCGUCAGUGCGCACAGACCCACACAGACUGGGUAAAUGAUCUCUUGCUCUGUAAUUAUAAUCAGACAGUUGUUUCUGCAUCAUCCGAUGGAACCAUCAAGGCCUGGCAUCCUCAUGCCAUUUCUCCCAGUGACCCGUCUGCAAUAGGGUCUCACGCCGAUUAUGCACGCUGUCUCGCUCUUUGUCGUGGACAGAACUGGAUAGCUUCUGGCUCAUUCGACCGGACCAUCAAACUCUGGGAUCUCACCCGAGCAUCGAUAUCCCCCGAACCAUUCCUUACCCUCAACCCACCUGAUGCUACCGCGCCUAAAGCCUCUGUAUAUGCAAUAGCCUCCGACCCGUACGGACACGCCAUUGCAAGUGGAUCUCCAGAACGUGUCGUCAGGAUGUGGGACCCACGCUCGGGAAAGAGGACAGGGAAGUUGGUCGGCCACACGGACAAUAUCAGAGCCAUUCUUAUGUCAGAGGAUGCGCGAUAUCUUCUCACAGGUUCUGCAGACGCAUCCAUCAAGCUAUGGUCAUUGUCAUCUCAGCGAUGCUUACAUACGUUUGCAUACCACACAGAUUCUGUUUGGUCUCUACAUUCGACGCAUCCCUCACUCGAGGUAUUCUACUCUGGCGACAAGUCGGGUAUGGUGUGUAAAGUCGAUGUGGAGGGAUGCGCAGACAUUUCGGAUGGCGCCUGCAUCACUAUUGCGGGGGAAUCUUCUGUUGAAGUCGGGGAAGGUAUCAAUAAAAUCGUAACCGCAGAUGACGGUCUUCUUUGGACCGCCUCCGGUAAAUCGAGCAUCAGUCGCUGGAGGCUUCCGAAACCCAUACCGAAACAAGUCUUAGAGGAAGAGAGAGAAAUCAUUGCUGAUAGAUCCUUCACUACGAUCUCGAGGAGACAAGUUUCCCUUGGACCUGACUCUAUACAGUGGUCUGCACCACCGUCAAUACAUCAAGUUCGUAGGGAUGACGCGACAGCAGCCUACCCCGGUGUCCCGCUCACAUCUUUUGUACGACUCACCUCUCCUGAUAAUCCUUUCUCCCCUUCUUCGUUCGCUCUACGUGGACGCGAUCCCGAGGUUGCAACAUUAUACUCUGCUGCGUCCAUCGCCUCCGUUCCGGGAGGACGUUUGCCACUCCAUGCUACUCUUCAUCACUCUUCCACCCUCAUGCCCCCCAACACUCUCCGGAGCAAGAGAAUGAAUGACCCUCGAACGGCUUAUGAAGCUCGGGAGUUCGCUGCUGAUGCCGAGCCUUUAAACGCAAACCCAGAUGCGGUGAUAGCAGGCUCUCCUGGCCUCGUGCGAGCUAUCUUGUUGAACGAUCGGAUGCAUGCGUUAACGGUAGAUACGACAGGCGAAGUCGCUGUGUGGGAUAUCGUGCGAGGAAUCUGCAGAGGUCAAUUUGCCCGUGAUGAGGUGCGCGCUGCGAGUAGAUCCGGCAGUACUUCCAGCAGUGGGCGUCGUCAUGACAACGGGAGUGUGACAGGGGAUGACAAAGAAUGGAGUCCUCGUGAGGCGCUUGAGGCAGUCCGAGAGCGCAUUGAGGGUGAUGCCGUCAGUUCGCCUUGGUCGUCUGUGGACACGAAAACCGGUGUUCUCACUGUGCAUAUCAACGAGCGCUGUUUCGAGUCUGAAAUAUACGCAGACGAGGCUGGCUUCGAUCAUGACAGGCAUUUUGGCGAUGAACUCCGGUUUAACAUUGGCCGGUGGGUCCUACGAAAUCUGUUUCUCGGCUUUAUCCGCGAGGAGCAACGCAUUCGUCGUAAACGCGACGGUUCCGAGACUGGUAACUCAACUAUACAGCGCACUGUGGCUCCAUCACUGGAACCGAAUGGGAACUCAUCAAGUUCCACACUGCGGCAUUCCUUCGAGUCUUCAACGAGGCCGUCGCGAGUUCUUGUUAGUAGUGCAGUUGUGACAUCAACCACUUGUUUGCCCGCUGUCCUUCCUUCACUUCCCUCUUUGACUCGACCCAGCCCUCUUCUUACCCCGAUGAUACCGCUCGUUGCGCUGAAAUCUCCUCCACCGUUAUCCAUUAUCCCUCAAUUGCCUCCGAACGAUACCACUUCUGUCCCUCGACCAAUACGCACGCAAGGCCUUGAUCCAGUGACACCGCUCCCCAGCGCGUCUCGGGACUUGGACUAUUUCUCGCCCCAUCCUCAUACACGGCGCCCGUCUACGGGAAGCACCGCGCUGUCAGAUGCCGGUGAUUUUUCUGCGUGGAGUGGUCCUCCGAGUGUCUUGGCAACACCGACAUCAAGCACCCCUACUGGCGGCAGCGGGUUCAUGGGGCGUCUGAAGAGCCUUGGUAAAGGCACUGUGAGAAAAAUGACCAUUGACGCAUUACCGGGUUCACCUAUAUCUAGCCCUGCUGGCAAUCUGGCCGAUAUGCCAACCGCUCCAGAGGCGCCUGCAGACACCGUUGAAAAAUCCCCUGUACAGGCACUCCUUGCACACCCUAUCUCACCUCCUGCGUCCAAUGAUGCUCCCACUUUGAUGUUGCCUCCGGCAAUGACAAUAUUGAUAUCUGACGAAGUAUAUCCCGGGUGGAGAACGGUUUAUAGGGGCAGCGUGUCGACUACAUGGGCUGACGUGUACAAGUUGGAGUCGACGAUACCUCUGUGGCUUGCUGAAUACCUGCUAUUCAACAAAAUUACGAGCCCGCCUCCUGCAAAGGUCUCUUUUGUAUUACUACCCUGGCCAGGCACAGAACAGGGACAUGAGCCACUCCCGGAGUUGCUCAACACGUCACAGUCCAAAUUAACGUCGAGCAGGUUCCUGAGAGUUCGCAAGCUGACUCAUCAUGUUCAGGAAAAGUUGGACAAAAUAUCUGGCAGUCCUACAUCGACCCAUCAUCCACCGCAUGACGAUAAUCAAAACUCGCAUGAUCGUGCUCGAGGCGAAGACCUGUACGAAAUUCUCUGCAAUGAUUCUGUUCUGCCGUUGGAUAUGACUUUGGCUGCUGUACGACAUUAUUUCUGGCGUCAGGCUGGUGAGCUUGUGAUGCACUAUCGUUUUAAAAUUCGGACCCAAGUAUCGAGUGUUGAUGUGCCUUUACAACAUAUGUAA
Suillus fuscotomentosus is the source of this 3420-nucleotide messenger RNA. RefSeq lists its product as uncharacterized. The record is from RefSeq and is a predicted model, not a curated record. NCBI's taxonomy places the organism in Eukaryota, Fungi, Basidiomycota, Agaricomycetes, Boletales, Suillaceae. The transcript is spliced from 12 exons. Gene Ontology annotation, biological process: protein deubiquitination; double-strand break repair via homologous recombination. The coding region runs from base 1 to 3420 and encodes 1139 amino acids. Gene Ontology annotation, molecular function: ubiquitin binding.